This is a messenger RNA of Nicotiana attenuata, 2919 nucleotides long. RefSeq names its product G-type lectin S-receptor-like serine/threonine-protein kinase At4g27290. The coding region runs from base 170 to 2629 and encodes 819 amino acids. The transcript is spliced from 7 exons. Gene Ontology annotation, biological process: recognition of pollen; protein phosphorylation. The record is from RefSeq and is a predicted model, not a curated record. Gene Ontology annotation, molecular function: protein serine/threonine kinase activity; ATP binding. NCBI's taxonomy places the organism in Eukaryota, Viridiplantae, Streptophyta, Magnoliopsida, Solanales, Solanaceae.
UUUCUAUGAUCAUUUGUCUUCACUUCUCUCCAAACGAUAUGAUUCUGUACCUGAAUGGGCUGAAGGAGAGUGAAGAGAUGACUUAAAAAAGAAUAGGGUAAUUAAUAUUGACAAAACUGGUCUCGACUCUCACUGGAAGGCAAAGACUAAUUUUUCAGCAAGGGUGCAAAUGGAAUGUUUUCUGCUUAUACUUCAGUUCUUAUUGCAGAUAUUAUUAUGUGGCUUCCUAUGCUCUAUAUCUAGUGCAAAAGAUACUAUCACGUCAUCUGACUUUCUAACAGAUGGGAAAACCAUCACUUCAUCUGAUGGAAGCUUUGAAAUGGGAUUUUUUUCCCCUGGUAGUUUCACGAAUAAUUUUUAUGUUGGAAUAUGGUAUAAGCAUGAUUUACCUGACAACUCUGUGGUAUGGGUUGCCAAUAGAGCAACUCCACUCAACAAUACAACAGGUGUUACGUUGAAAUUCAUCGAUCCAGGGCGACUUGCUCUUCUCGCUGCUUCAAAUACAAUCAUGUGGUGUACUAAUACGUCAAGGCCUUUGGCCACGAAGAAUCCAAUUGCGCAGUUGUUGAAUUCGGGGAAUCUUAUCGUAAGAGAUGCAAAUGAUAGUGAACCUGAGAACUUCAUGUGGCAGAGUUUUGAUUAUCCUACAGAUACACUCUUACCGGGCAUGAAGCUUGGUAAGAACUUUGUGACCGGUCAAGAAUUUUACCUCUCCUCAUGGAAGAAUGAAUGUGAUCCAGCUCCAGGAGAAUAUACAUUUCAUUGUGAUCCUACUGGAUAUCCACAAGAUGUCAUGAGGAAAGGUAAAGUUAAGGUGUUCAGUGGCGGACCAUGGAAUGGUCUUCGCUGGAGUGGUGUACCAGGACUAACAAAAAAUCCCAUUUAUACAUUUAGGUUGGAUUUUGAUGAAAAGAAAGCAUUUUACAGCUUCAUGCUACAGGAUAGUUAUGUUAUAUCCAAAUUAACCUUGAGUAAUCAUGGUAUGCUUAAGCGUUGGACAUGGGAUGAGAAGAGACACGAAUGGGAUAUUUAUUUGGCAUCACCUGCAGAUACCUGUGACAACUAUGGAACAUGUGGUGCAUAUGGUAGUUGCAACAUCAUACUUUCUCCUGUAUGUAGUUGCUUAGACAAGUUUGUGCCUAAACAUCCAAGAAAUUGGGCAGAGACAAACUGGUCUGGCGGGUGUGUUAGAAGGACACCCCUUAAUUGCCAGAAUGGCGACGGAUUUCUCAGGUACUCUGGUAUAAAACUUCCAGAUACACAGUAUUCUUGGUUUGAUGUGAGUAUGACACUCCAAGUGUGUAAACGAGCUUGCUUAAAGAACUGCUCUUGUGUGGCAUACUCAAAUCUUGAUAUACGCAAUGGCGGAAGUGGCUGUUUGCUUUGGUAUGGUGAUUUAAUUGACAUUCGAGAAUUACCUGGAGGACAGGACAUUUACAUAAGGAUGGCUACAUCAGAGUUAGGCUCGAGGAAGAAAACAAAACUACUUGUGUUGAAUCUGUCGUUAUUUAUUGGAGUGGCUGUGGUUGGCUUGACUAUAGGUUUGUAUACUUGGACAAAGAAGAACAAGAGGAAGCUGAAUUUGAAAGAUGACCUAGACCUUCCACUGUUUGCCCUAUCAACUAUAACUAAAGCAACCUCUAAUUUCUCAGCUGAGAACAAGCUUGGAGAAGGUGGAUUUGGAUCUGUUUACAAGGGAAUCCUGGAGGGAGGACAAGAAAUAGCUAUAAAGAGGCUCUCAAAGUCUUCCUCGCAAGGAGUUAAUGAGUUCAAAAAUGAAGUUAUUUGCAUUGCCAAACUUCAGCAUCGAAAUCUUGUGAAGCUUAUAGGUUGCUGCGUUGGAGGAGAAGAAAAAAUGCUGGUCUAUGAGUACAUGACCAACAGAAGUCUAGAUUUCUUCAUAUUUGAUGAAAAGAAGAGCACGAUACUCAACUGGCCUAAGCGCUUCAACAUCAUCAAUGGAAUUGCUAGAGGACUUCUGUAUCUCCAUCAAGAUUCUCGGCUAAGAAUUAUCCACAGAGACCUUAAAGCUAGUAACAUUCUGCUAGAUACUGACAUGAAUCCCAAGAUAUCGGAUUUUGGCAUAGCUAGAAGUGUGAUAGGGAAUGAGACUAGUGCUAAUACACACCAUGUGGUUGGGACACAUGGCUACAUGUCCCCAGAGUAUGUGCUCGAUGGUGUUUUCUCAAUUAAAUCAGAUGUAUUUAGCUUUGGCGUGUUGGUGCUAGAGAUAAUCAGUGGCAGGAGGAACAGAGGAUUUUCUCGCAAUAUCAACCUUCUCGGACAUGCGUGGAGACUUCAUAAAGAAGGUAGAACAUUGGAGCUAAUUGAAGUGCAUCUAACGGAUUCGUGUUAUUUUUCUGAAUUGCUACGGUUAAUUCAUGUCGCUCUGUUAUGUGUACAACAACGUCCAGAAGACAGACCAGACAUGUCUACAGUUGUUAUGAUGUUGGCUAAUGACGCCGUUUUGCCUCAAGCUAAGGAACCUGGUUUUUUCACAGGAAGCAAAUUUACUGAUUCUGCUUAUUCUUCAACCAAAUAUACAACAAAUGAAGUUACCAUCACACAGUUAGAUCCCCGAAGGAUCAUGCAGAUACUCAAGACCUCCUUUGCUACUUGGAACAGGUAAUGCAAUUUUGGGUUUACUUAUAAUUGUUGUGUACUUUCAUUUUGUUCUAUGCUUGGAGAUGAGUAUUUUCAUGGCCGAGGGAAGUGGGAGCUGAUGAUCAAGCAAAAAGGAUGUAGUCUUUUGUUUCUCCUUUUCUCUUUCUAUGUUUUCACGUGUUUGAUGACAAGGGCUUUUUUGUUGCGAACUUCUAAUAUAGAUUUGUGAUUUCUAAUGGCAAAAUAGGCCAUUAGAAAGUUUGGUUUUGUCAUUCCGGUCCCUCUACUCCACAAAGUUUCAACCGGAUAUUUGAA